Messenger RNA from Terrapene triunguis (Three-toed box turtle), 2508 nucleotides. RefSeq names its product nudC domain-containing protein 3. Gene Ontology annotation, biological process: protein folding. The record is from RefSeq and is a predicted model, not a curated record. NCBI's taxonomy places the organism in Eukaryota, Metazoa, Chordata, Testudines, Emydidae. The coding region runs from base 1 to 1020 and encodes 339 amino acids. Gene Ontology annotation, cellular component: cytoplasm. The transcript has 6 exons.
AUGACGGACAAAGGAGACCUGGAAGUUAUUUUGUUCCUUCUUGUUAUUAACGUUGAAGCCUUGCCUUCCUUGCCUUUUGCUGGAGGACCAGAGAACUGGUGUGGGAGUUUUCUCAUCCCCCAGUGGAAUGGACAGGAUGCAUUCAAGAACUUUGAACACCUGGCCCGUCAGGAUGAUGAGAAGAGGCAGCGGGAGCUUGUGGAGAAGAUGAGGAAAAGGGAGGAGGAAGCGGCAGCGGAGAGGAUGAAAGUGCCUGCUGUAGCUCAGGAAGUUGAGAUCCACUCGGCACCAGAGCCAGUCCCUGGCCCAGAUGAUGGGGCUGCCACCAGGCCUCAAGAGCCCACUGCAGCAGAGGAGACAGCCGAAGCGGCGGACAGCUCUGCGGCCGCAGAGCCACCAGGAGCAGCUGCCCCAGUGGAGUCCCAGCCAUCAGCAUUGCCCAAGAGGCAGGAGCAGUUCCAGACCAACCCUGACAGUUACAAUGGAGCCGUGCGAGAGAACUACGCCUGGUCCCAAGACUACAGCGACCUGGAGAUUAAAGUGCCGGUGCCCAAGCACAUUGUGAAAGGCAGGCAGGUGUCGGUGGAUCUCAGCAGCAGCUCAAUUCGCGUGGCCGUGCUGGAGGGGAGCAGCCAGCGUGUCCUUGUGGAAGGGAGACUCACCCACAAGAUCAACACGGAGAGUUCCCUAUGGAGUCUGGAACCAGGGAAAUGCAUCUUGAUCAACCUGAACAAGGUGGGGGAGUACUGGUGGAGUGCCAUCCUGGAGGGAGAGGAGCCGAUAGACAUCGAUAAGAUCAACAAGGAGCGUUCGAUGGCCACGGUGGACGAAGAGGAGCACGCCGUGCUGGACAGGCUGACCUUCGACUACCACCAGAAACUGCAGGGCAAGCCCCAGAGCCAUGAGCUGAAGGUGCACGAGAUGCUGAAGAAGGGCUGGGACGUGGAAGGCUCCCCAUUCCGGGGCCAGAAGUUCGACCCCGCCAUGUUCAACAUCUCCCCUGGGGCCGUGCAGUUUUGACGACGCCCAGCGAGGAAGGGAAAAUCACAUCCACGCUUGGGAUUGGAGGCCAAGGCCAGCGCCACUGUGUGUAACCAGCUAGCACAGGGGCAAAGCCUGGGCUUCCCCCUCUGCCUGCUCCCAUGAGUGAUGUCCAGCCGCCCCUUUAUCCUAGUGUUGCCACCGGGGGCUGUUUGCCAACAGCCAGCCGCCAACCGGCUGGGGCGGGGGUGUGGUUUGGGGGGGAGGGGGGAAUGCCAGCUUGGCGCGUUUGAGAUGCAUGUGGGGCAAGCCUAGCAAAUGCAGAACUACGUCCUCUGUCACCACGGCAACCAGCGGCUGCUGGUAGCAUUUCCCUUUCUCUCGCUGGCUAUGGCCCCGGUUGCUGCUGGGGGUGGGGGGGCACGGGCGGCUGUUGUUUUUCAGGAAUAGAUGAUGCUUGUUGAGGUGACUUUGAAGUUUGUCUUUCUUGCUUUUGGGGAGCCCGCCCCAGCCCCCAGUGCCUGACCCUCCGAGAUGGCAGCGCUGCCCCCAUUGAAAAGUUGCCAAUCUGUGGUGGCCGUAUCUAACCGAGCUGCACUGUGUUCAGAGCCCCAGCGCGCUGGCAGCGGGAGGGAAAAGCUGCAGCCUCAGACACCUGGUAACGGAGAUGGAACAGACCAUGCCGUGCUCCAAGCGCUAUACACCUGCAAAGUGUUCCAUGCAGCCGGGGCAUGGGCCCAAGUGUGGCACUCUGCCCUCUGCACCCACGGAUCUAUCCGCAGGCGUCCAGUUCUCUGUUAGCCGUGGCAGCUGGGGUACUGAGUUGCUGGUUAUAUUAACAAGGUUUUGGCUCUGGCAGAGAUCGAGAGGCCAGGCCUACCCUGUGCCUGCCUUUGCAAAGAUAAGCUGAUAUACACAACCCCCUAGGGCUCACAUUGUGAAGUCAGCCCAGCUUUGGGUGCCUAAAGCACCUGGGGGCUGAUUUCCAGAGGCAGCAAGUGCUUGCAGCUCCUGCUGUCUUUGCUUGGCUUGGGAGUCUGAAAACCAAGCCCUAGGGGCAUCUCAUUGGGCACCCAAAACUAGUGGCCGCUUUAUGGAGUAUCGUGUCCCCAGCUACUGAGGCGGUGUCUACGCUACAUCUCGGAGCGAAUCUCCCAGCCUGGGAGCCACGGCCUCGCUCCGCUCAAGGUCUCACGAUAAAGGGGGCAGUGUGGCGGGCGAGCAGAGCUAGCGGGUGUCUGUCUAGCCAGCGUAGUGGCCAGCACUGUUAACGCAAGAUAUGGUGGGGCUGGUCUGCAGACGCUCCCCUCUGAAGGCGUUAAAGCCAAGUGCUCAGACCCAUCCAGGUCACCCUCUGUGCUGCAUCCUGUGUCCUCUCCAUCGCCAAGAACCCACACUGAUGCCCCGCCCUUCUCCCAAGCGGGUCAGAGCCUGGAAAACUGGCCACCUGCAGGCUGCCGCUGCCUGCUGUAGCAGCGAGCCCCAGAGGGGACUCAGAAAUAAUAGCAUGUGACCGUGUCCUUAAAG